Fusarium pseudograminearum CS3096 is the source of this 1200-nucleotide messenger RNA. RefSeq lists its product as uncharacterized. Lineage: Eukaryota; Fungi; Ascomycota; Sordariomycetes; Hypocreales; Nectriaceae. Gene Ontology annotation, biological process: proteasome-mediated ubiquitin-dependent protein catabolic process. Gene Ontology annotation, molecular function: ubiquitin protein ligase activity; protein binding. The transcript is spliced from 3 exons. Bases 1 to 1200 code for a protein of 399 amino acids. The record is from RefSeq and is a predicted model, not a curated record. Gene Ontology annotation, cellular component: nucleus; GID complex; cytoplasm.
AUGGGAGACCACAAGCUCUCCCAGAUCAAGCAUGAUGAGCAUCUAUUGCUUGACCAACCACUCCUUCGUCUACCCUCCGAGCUUCUCCGUAAGAACUUUCGAACGGCACAUUUCGCAAUCGAGAAGGAUACCACUUCCCUCAAAACACUGCUAAAGGAUUCUGCUACUGCCACCGUAUCUGGCCGCGCAUCUCAGGAAGAUGUUCUUCGAAACGUCGAUGCUAUGAUCACCCGAAUGCGCGGCCUGAAGCGCAAGCUCACUACGAGUGCGGCUGAGGAAGCUCUUUUGCACACUCAAGCUGCGGCCCGCAUAGCUCAUCUCGAUGAGCUAUACAAAAUGGAUUCCGUGGAAGAUGUGAAAUACGAAACCUGGAGUAGGAAAAGGCUGGACCGGCUUUUGGCGGAUUACCUCCUUCGCCAUGGGUAUAACGAGACUGCAAAGCAGUUGGCGGACCAGCGCGGUAUCAAAGACCUCGUUGACGUCCAUACCUUUGUCGCUGCUAGUCGUAUUCGAGACUCCCUCAUGAGGGAGAGUAGUAAACUCGAGUUCAUGCUACGCUUCCAGCAAUACAUCGAACUCGUUCGCUCCCAGUCCCCAUCCAAAGUGAAUGAGGCUAUCGCUCAUGCAAAGAAGCAUCUCAUCCCCUACCGAACCACGUUUCGUCGCGAGGUUGAACAAGCUUGUGGUCUUCUUGCCUUUCCGCCUGGUUCCAUGGCGUACGGGGAGCUCUACAAGCCUUCCCGCUGGGCUGAACUGGCCGAACUUUUCACCAAAACCCAUAACCAGCUUCUCGCCCUUCCUGCGGUUCCUCUUCUCCACAUUGCACUUUCCUCUGGCCUCUCAGCUCUCAAAACACCGGCCUGCCAUACUCAUUCCGCAAAUCCACCGCAAAGUUCAAAUGUGAGCCACACGACUAGUUCCACGAAUGUGACAGAAACAGGUGCUUCGACUCUCGGCCAUGGCGUUUGUCCUAUUUGCUCUACAGAGCUCAAUGAACUCGCACGAAACGUACCUUAUGCCCAUCAUACACAGAGCCACGUGGAACAUGAUCUGAGGCUACUGCCAAAUGGUAGCGUCUAUGGAAGGGAUCGUCUAGAGACACAGGCGAGGAAGAACGGCUUGCCUGCUGACCAAAUCAGGGAUCUACGGACGGGCCAAAUAUUCCCCGUCGAUUCCUUGAAAAAGGUUUACAUCACAUAG